Messenger RNA from Clavispora lusitaniae ATCC 42720, 966 nucleotides. RefSeq names its product ribose phosphate diphosphokinase subunit (gene PRS1). NCBI's taxonomy places the organism in Eukaryota, Fungi, Ascomycota, Pichiomycetes, Serinales, Metschnikowiaceae. Gene Ontology annotation, molecular function: magnesium ion binding; ribose phosphate diphosphokinase activity. Gene Ontology annotation, biological process: purine nucleotide biosynthetic process; ribonucleoside monophosphate biosynthetic process; 5-phosphoribose 1-diphosphate biosynthetic process. Gene Ontology annotation, cellular component: ribose phosphate diphosphokinase complex; cytoplasm. The record is from RefSeq and is a predicted model, not a curated record.
AUGUCGACCAACUCCAUCAAACUAUUGGCCAGCGAUGUGCACCGCGGGCUUGCCGAGCUUGUGGCCCAAAGACUUGGAUUGAAGCUCACUCCCAGCGAGUUGAAAAGAGACUCUUCUGGCGAGGUGACCUUCAGCAUUGGCGAAAGUGUUCGAGACGAGGACAUUUUCAUCAUCUGCCAGAUCGGGUCGGGCGUGGUCAACGACCGUGUGAUUGAGCUUUUGAUCAUGAUCAACGCCUGCCGCACCGCCAGUGCCCGGAGAAUCACCGUGAUCUUGCCCAACUUCCCUUAUGCGAGACAGGACCGCAAGGAUAAGAGCAGAGCGCCCAUCACCGCCAAGCUUAUGGCCGACAUGCUUACCACCGCCGGAUGCAACCAUGUGAUCACCAUGGAUUUGCAUGCGUCGCAGAUCCAAGGCUUUUUCGACGUUCCCGUGGACAAUUUGUAUGCGGAGCCCAGUGUGGUGAGAUAUAUCCGCGAGAAGGUGUCGUACAAGGAUGCCAUUGUGAUUUCGCCUGAUGCUGGAGGAGCCAAGAGAGCCGCAGGCUUGGCAGACCGGCUAGAUUUGAACUUUGCCUUGAUCCACAAGGAAAGAGCCCGGGCCAAUGAGGUGUCGAGAAUGGUGCUUGUGGGUGAUGUCACCGACAAAAUCUGCAUCAUUGUCGACGACAUGGCCGACACUUGCGGCACCUUGGCCAAGGCGGCAGAGGUUUUGUUGGAAAACAACGCUAAAGAAGUCAUUGCCAUAGUGACCCACGGCAUCUUGUCCGGAAAUGCCAUCAAAAACAUCAACAACUCCAAACUCAAAGCAGUUGUAUGCACCAACACCGUUCCUUUUGAGGAGAAGCUUGACCUCUGCCCCAAACUAGAUACCAUUGACAUUUCCGCCGUUUUGGCCGAGGCCAUCAGACGUCUUCACAAUGGUGAGAGCAUUUCGUAUUUGUUCAAGAAUGCUCCGUUGUCUUAA